Messenger RNA from Aspergillus nidulans FGSC A4, 1119 nucleotides. RefSeq lists its product as uncharacterized. NCBI's taxonomy places the organism in Eukaryota, Fungi, Ascomycota, Eurotiomycetes, Eurotiales, Aspergillaceae. Gene Ontology annotation, cellular component: membrane. The record is from RefSeq and is a predicted model, not a curated record. Gene Ontology annotation, biological process: transmembrane transport. Gene Ontology annotation, molecular function: transmembrane transporter activity. The transcript has 4 exons. Bases 1 to 1119 code for a protein of 372 amino acids.
AUGGCCUCAGAACAUGGAUCACCAGGAAGAGCUGUCACGGAUCGACAAAACGCCCAGCUGCACAAAACGCCCAGCGGGCACGAACAAGAAGGGAGUUCGGCGGAAAAGGCAUCAGAAACAUUGACUGAGGAGGUAGGCUGGGAUGGACCUAUGGAUCCUGCGCGACCAGCGAACUGGCGGAGGAAGAAAAAAUGGUGGAAUAUGGGCAUUAUCUCGUAUCUUACCUUCCUUACUCCCUUGACCUCGUCCAUUGACGCACCGGCACAAGGGCUCGUGAUGGGAGACUUCCAGUCAGCCAACAGGACUCUAGCCUCCUUCGUUGUCUCCAUCCACCUCAUCGGACCGCUGUUUCUCGCGCCAUUCUCCGAAAUGUUCGGUCGACUGCGCAUCUAUCAGGUGGGCACGUUGACAUUUACGAUCUGUAAUAUCGCCGGUGCUCUCGCCCCUAACAUCGGCGCGCUGCUGGUCUUUCGCCUGUUUGCCGGGAUUUCUGGGAGCAGUCCGGUCACACUGGGGGCAGGCUCUGUUGCGGAUAUGUUUGCUCGACAGGAGCGUGGAGUCGCCAUGUCCAUCUAUGGGCUGGGCCCCCUACUUGACCCUGUCUCCGGGAUCGCGGUCAUUCUUGUUUUCUCUGUCCUAUCUGAAUCCUAUGAACCAGUUCUAUUGCGACGAAAAGCGAAUCGCAUCAGACACGAGACUAGAUCCCAGGUGAACGCUGCACAAGCCCUAAAGCCAGACUCAAGGAAGGUUUCCACCCAAGCAAUAACCAGACCGACGAAGCUUCUCCUCUUCACCUCAAAUGUCGCCUUGUUCUCGCUAUACAGACACGAUUGUAACAAUUGUUUGUCAAUAAUAGGAGUGGUUUCUGGAUACCCCUACUUACUCUUCACCACCGUCACCGAAUUAUACGAAGCCACCUAUUAUUUCUGGCAAAGUGCCACCGGAUUCGUUUCCAUCGGCAUUGGCGUCGGAGCCCUCAUUGGUAUAUCUUGCUUUGGUGCUCUCUCCGACAAAAUCCAGAACCGGCUUAUUGCAAGAAAUAACGGCCAGGCAGAGCCCGAAUUUCGACUUCCGCCACUCAUUCCAGGAAGCCUCCUGAUCCCGAUAGGUCUCUUUUAG